UCGGACACAACCAUUUAUCUGAGCAAUGACAACUACGUGGUCAAAUGAAGAGUCGGUUUUGCUUCUUACAAGGGCUCAAGCUACAGCCCUGUCCUGGCACUAAGAGCCGCCCGUAUUCCUAGCUGAUAGCAAAACCCCGGUCAAGUGAGCGAUUAUCACUUUGCCUUGAUGUGCUCAUGAUCAUCCAUCCUUCUGUGAUGACGUCCAGCGACACUCCCAACUUCCGCGAACAUCGCCCUUGGCUGCAGUCUGCCAUAGCGGAUUCAUCACAAGCUUAUCAUAAAUGGGCUCGUGCCCCCGUAUAUUGCGAUGGCAGCCCCCUUCUCAGGUUGUUCUCUAAUGCCGAGCACUACUUCAAGAUUCACCCAAGGCACUUACGCCCUAGGCUCGCCCAUGUGGGCCCCCGCACAGAUCUCCACCACCACCGAGUUCGAAACGAACAGAGCUUUGGAUGCAACUCCCGAUAGCUUCUCUUCCGCUUCUCUUGCGAUUGUCAAAUCAGGCAGCGAAAUUGUUGCUUGGCACAUCAACAGAGUUCGACCAACUCAGUCAUCCCGAGGCGUGCUGCUGGGUGGAGUCGUCCUCGAUUCAACUAGCCCUCCAGAUGCACCCACGACGUCGAGGGCUAGUAUAUCCGAGAAAGCUCGUAUUUUCUAUGCCACGAUGACAUCAGACGGCGAAACUGUUGUAGUGACUGCAUUCGUCCCCUCAAGCACCCUCCCUCCAGCUAUCCCGCAGGACGCACCCGCACCAUUGGACACUACCAGAAUCACUCAGAGGACCGUUGGGGUUACUCUGGGGGCCCUACUCUUCAUGGGUCUUGGGUGUCUGUUGUGGCGGUGCCGCCGACGCCGACGCCGGCAAAGGUGGAACCAGUGCUUGACUGCCAGAAGCGACACGCGGCAUAUUAUACGUCGAGUAUCGGGAACCAAGACGUUCACCGAAGAUGCAUCACCUAUGGACUUAGAGUCGCACUCGGGGGCAGAUCUAGAGCUAGCCGAGUCGCCUGCCCUCCAAACGGCGACCGACGCAAAGAUCUCGCAUCCGCCGAAUGCCAAUCUCGUGGUUGACGAGAACUGCCCAGAUAAUCGCAACGCUGGACUUGGUCUCCCGGAUAACGUCUUGCCGCUCCAUACGACGGUCACAGAAGACGUUUGGUCGGGACCAAUACGUAGCACAGCGCAGGAUGCCCCUUCCGUGGCAUACGCCACUUUUCUGCCUCAUACACGGUCGUCCAUAACCCCUCCGCCGAGCUUCCGAACACAUCCGAGCGCGGCAAGUGUCCGUACGUCGUACGACCAGCACGUCGAUUCCGGAUUCCGCUUUCAUCCAGGUGGCGAAUCACAGGCUCCGGAACCUCGUCGUCGCGUUGUCGACCUACCGCCUGCAUACACGGAGGAUUAAUCACGGAAACAGGAAGAGCGAUAAGAGCCUACUGACUGACAGAUAUGCGAUACUACUAACAUCGUCG
Molecule: messenger RNA, 1471 nt
Organism: Rhodofomes roseus
Lineage: Eukaryota; Fungi; Basidiomycota; Agaricomycetes; Polyporales; Fomitopsidaceae
Exons: 7
Coding region: 310-1404 (364 amino acids)
Source: RefSeq, a predicted model, not a curated record